GUCCCCCCCAUUUUGGGAUCUCAAUUCUCACGGCACUUCCCGUUUCUAGCUUCAGGAUAUCAGAGGGGUUCUUGCUUAUUGGAUUUGGUGAAUUCGGUCUCCCUUGUUUGAUCCGUAAGUAUGAGGGUCACUGUAGUAUCAAGGAGUGGCAGAGAGAUCGUCAAAGGAGGUGUUGAGCUUCCUGGUUCGGCUACUGUGGCCGAUCUGCAGGAGGCAAUUCAUAAACGAACUAAAAAAUUCUACCCUUCAAGACAAAGAUUAACCCUCCCACUUCCUCCGGGAUCAAAGGAGAGGCCUGUUGUUCUCAACUACAAGAAACGUCUCGAAGACUACUGUGAUGGGAACCAGGAAACUAUAACUGUGGUCUUCAAGGACCUGGGUCCUCAAGUUUCCUACCGUACACUUUUCUUCUUUGAGUACUUGGGUCCACUAGUCCUCUAUCCUGUAUUCUACUACUUCCCUGUGUACCAAUUCUUUGGUUACAAAGGGAAGCGCGUCAUCCACCCUGUUCAGACGUAUGCUUUAUACUACUGGUGUUUCCAUUACUUCAAACGGAUUAUGGAAACAUUUUUUGUCCACCGAUUCAGUCAUGCAACAUCCCCACUAUUAAAUGUCUUUCGAAAUUGUGCUUAUUACUGGACUUUUGGUUGUUACAUUGCUUACUAUGUGAACCACCCACUUUACACUCCUGUUAGUGACCUCCAGAUGAAGAUUGGAUUUGCGUUUGGGCUGAUUUGUCAAGUGUCAAACUUGUACUGCCAUCUCUUGCUGAAGAAUCUACGCAGCCCUGAUGGGAGUGGAGGGUAUCAAAUUCCACGUGGUUUUCUGUUUAAUAUUGUGACCUGUGCAAAUUACACAACAGAGAUCUAUCAAUGGUUGGGUUUCAAUAUUGCAACACAAACCAUCGCUGGUUAUAUAUUUCUUGUGGUUGCAACUCUUAUCAUGACCAAUUGGGCCCUUGCAAAGCACCGACGUCUGAAAAAGCUGUUUGAUGGAAAGGAUGGAAGGCCAAAGUAUCCUCGCAGAUGGUUAAUCCUGCCCCCAUUCCUGUAGAAUCUAGCUGCUUUGGACCUGCUUCCUGUUGGUCUCUGUAGUUUGAAGUUUCAGAUUCAGAAGGAAAAGUUGAAGCUGUAAUCGAUUUCAGAUAUGAACUUGUUCAUUUACCAUAUUCCUCCAAUUAGUUGUCUUCUGUUCAAACAAUGUAAGCUGUUUGCCUCUGACAAGGAAGAAGGAUUAUCAUUUUCCUUGUCAUGAUCUUCUUAGAUGCAGAUGGACUUCUUCAUUAUCUUCUUACUUCAUUGUCUCCUCUUAAAACUUCCAUGCAUUGGCAUCAUUUAUCUCUCCAUCCACCUGGAAUUGCUUGGAACUUGGUUGUCUACUUCAGAUUUUCAACAUCAAUUUUUUUAAGUGUUAAAUGGCUGGCUUUAUUAAGAUGUUUGAUUGUUGACAACUAUUCUGGGUUGGAACUUGAAAAAUAUCAUCUAUUUUGCUUCAAAGGAAUGUACUCUAACAUAAUACUGA
Rubroshorea leprosula is the source of this 1521-nucleotide messenger RNA. NCBI's taxonomy places the organism in Eukaryota, Viridiplantae, Streptophyta, Magnoliopsida, Malvales, Dipterocarpaceae. The record is from the annotation of a GenBank genome assembly.